This is a messenger RNA of Caenorhabditis briggsae, 1527 nucleotides long. The transcript has 10 exons. Lineage: Eukaryota; Metazoa; Nematoda; Chromadorea; Rhabditida; Rhabditidae. Bases 1 to 1527 code for a protein of 508 amino acids. The record is from RefSeq and is a predicted model, not a curated record.
AUGGCAAACAUGUCGAAACAGACCAGCAACGUUGUGUGGGUCUCUCUGAACAUGAUGGUUCUGUUCACGGCGAUUCUGAGUCAUGAAUUCAUAAUGGAACCAUUGCUCCAUGCAUAUGCAUCAAGAGGAACCGGUGGAAUUCAGGAAAAAGAUGGAUAUUUGGCGUUGUGUAUCGUUUAUGCGUUCAAUGCAGUCGGAUGCUUUGUGGCGCCGUGGUUGGUCACAAGAAUUUCGGGAAAAUGGUCCAUGGUUGUUGGAAUUUGCACAUUGUUCUUGUACGAGUUCGCUUAUCUCUUCCCAAACCGCAUAUCAAUCCUCUCCAUCUCGUGCAUCGUCGGAAUCGGAACCACAUUCCUCUGGGUUGGACAAGGUCAAUACAUCAGUGAGAAUGUGUCAGACAAUAAUCGCGAGAAAAAUACUUCGAUGCAAUGGGCGUUUUUCAAAAUGAGCCUCGUUUUUGGAGGUCUUUUUUUCUUGGGAUUUUUUCAUGGAGCAUCAAUUGAGAGUCUCGUGGAUAAUGGACAGACUCAUAUCUCGGGAAUCAUUCUAGCUAGCUUGCUGAAAAUUGGUGCGAAUUCUACCACAGUCAUUUAUAUUACGUUCACUGAAUUAGCAAUUUCUAGUGUGAACGAGAAGACAGCUACGCGAUUGCUUAGUCGACUGCCGACAGAUAGGGUUCAAAUCUUUGUAAUCUUCUUUAUGAUCCUCACCAUCCUUGCCUCGAUCAGCACAUGCUUCCUUCCCCAGACCGACAUGUCCCAAGAUCGAGCACCCGAACCAUUCCUUCGAGCAUCAGCAAACUUCAUUAAACAACUCCGCCAGAAACGAAUCCUUCUUUUGUCGACCUUCUUUUUCUAUACAGGAAUCUCAAGAUCGUUUUGGAUUUCCAUCUACCCGGCAUGCAUCAAGUUUACCUCAAGACUCUCCUCCAACACCACCACCACUCUGGCCCUUGGAAUGGUUGUGACCGGUGUUGGACAAGUGGCUGGGUCACUCGCUGUGACGGCUUCAGGAAGGAGGGUUCGAAAACUCGGAGAGCACGCAUUCAUCAUAUUGGCUCUGAUUAUUCAUAUUGUGCUAUUUGUCAUGAUCUCGCUCAGCUUUCCCAAUGACGCUCCACUUGGACAUACAAAAGGAACUGGGCCCGUUUUCGAUCCAACAGUCUCAAUGACCAUGACAAUGUCAUUCUUACUGGGUUUCGGUGACGCCAUUCUCCAAACACAAGUCUACGCCUACAUUGCCAAGUACUACCAAAAGGAGAGUGGAUCCGUCUUCUCGUGUUUCAGAUUCUUUGCGGGCAUCGCCUCAACCAUCAUGUUCUUCGUCGCCCAAUUCUUCAAUCUCGCCGAACACCUUUGCAUUCUGAUCAUUGGUGCGUGUGCCGCAGGAAUUGCCAUUGUUCUCUUCCACCAAUCCGUCAACCGAUCUUAUCAGCAAAAAACUUCUGUGGUCGUCGUGUCCGUGAUGCCAACCGCCAGACGAACAGCACCACAAAACGCAAUCGCUCGAGUUGAAGCGUUGACCUGA